This is a messenger RNA of Olea europaea var. sylvestris, 546 nucleotides long. RefSeq lists its product as uncharacterized. The record is from RefSeq and is a predicted model, not a curated record. Gene Ontology annotation, cellular component: plasma membrane. NCBI's taxonomy places the organism in Eukaryota, Viridiplantae, Streptophyta, Magnoliopsida, Lamiales, Oleaceae. The transcript has a single exon. The coding region runs from base 1 to 546 and encodes 181 amino acids.
AUGGAUAACACCGGCGACAUUGAAAACUCUCGGCCGAUAAACGGCCGAGCAACGCUGCUAGCACGGUGUUCGAUCACUAUUUUGAUUCUACUUCUGCUAGCAAUCAUUUCGUUUAGCCUCAUAUUAUGGCUAAUAUUCAGUCCCCGCCUGCCGGAAUUUAACGUCGAAUCCCUCUCUGUAUCAAAUGCCAACGUUUCAAUGGAGUUCACAGUGAAGAAUCCAAACCGGAAAAUAAACCUCUGGUUUUCUGGUUUUGACGUUGUACUGUUACAUGAAAAUUGCGAGAUUUUGAAGGGUACUGUGAAGGUUUUUUCUCCGAGGAAGAGGAGUGAAGCAAGAAUGACGGUGAACUGGACUAACAGUGGGAAAAUGAAGAAUUUGGGCUUGGAUCUGAGCAAAAAAGAAGUGGAUUUUGAUGUGAAAAUGAAUGGAACGGCUUGCUUUAAAGCUGGGAAAUGGAUGAACGAGAAAAAAUCAGUGCAAGUUCUGUGCAAGAAUUUGAAAACAGGAGACAGUGCAGAAGCUGAUGGUUGUGUUUCUUCUUGA